UUUUAACAAUGAUACGAAUUAUUCAUAAAGGCUAUAGAUUGUUAGUAACUAGAAUACCACGUGAUCAAUAGUAUUUAUUUCCUUCGAUUUGACUCGAUGAACAGAGUUGAACAGAGAACAAUUGUUGGUUGGUUUAACAACAUACAUUUUAUUUUAUUACAAAUGUAGUUUGUUUCAAAUGCAUUCUUCUAAAGUAGGACAUCAAGUUCAUUGAGAAUAAAAGGGAAGAAUAGUUUUGUUAUUGUUAGGUGUUAUCUAACCUCAAAUGUGUCGCUCGUGAUAGUUAAGUAAAUUACACGUAUAAACGAAGAAUCAUUUUUCUUCUAUUGUUAAAUGUUAAACACUGACUGUUAGACAUUUAAAAAAAUGAGCGACUCCGAAGAUGAAAAUUAUGUUACUUUUGGAGUUCCUCUUGAACCAAUAGAUGAAGAUAAUGUACCAAGGAAAAAACCAAUGACAAUUGAAGAUCAAUAUGCGUAUGAUGCACAAGGUAGGCGAAGAUUUCAUGGUGCAUUUACAGGUGGUUUCUCCGCUGGAUAUUUUAAUACUGUUGGUACAAGAGAUGGCUGGAGACCGCAACAAUUUAAAUCAUCAAGAAGUAGUAAAGCAGAAAGUAUCACUCAGCGUCCGGAAGAUUUUAUGGACGAAGAGGAUACAAGUGAGUUUGGAAUUGCACCAACUGGCAUUCGGGCUAGUGAAAAUUAUGUAAAUUCUGGUCAAAGAGGUACGAAACGUGAAAGAAUUACUCGUGAUAACAACAAUCCUAUUCCUGGUACUCCAGUUUUAAAGGAGCUUUUGAAACCUGUGAAAGAAACAGUUGGUAUUAUAUUAUUAAAGAAAAUGGGAUGGAGACCAGGUCAAGGUGUAGGAUCAAGACUUACAAAAAAACAGAAGGCUAAAAUUAAAAAAAAAAACGAAAGAAUGAAAGAUAUGCAGCAAGGAUCUAGGAAGCUAAACUUGGAAAAUAGCUCUGAGGAUUCAGAGGAUGACUAUGAGAAUGUUACAUUUGCACCUGAUGACUAUGAACCAUUUAGAUGCAAUCCAAAAGAUAAUUAUUUUGGCAUAGGAUAUUGUGGUUUAGACAGAAGAACUAUAUUGUCUGGUCAUGUAAAUUUAUUUGAAACUCCGGCAUUUAGUAUUCGGGAUAAAAACAAAAAAUUAUCGAUACAUGGGCAAGCAUUUGGUGUUGGAGCGUUUGAAGCUGAUGAUGAAGAUAUAUAUGAGAAAGAAGACAUGUCGCGUUAUGACUUUUCCUUAGGGCCUGAACGAAAAACCAAAACAAGGUGGUCUGAGGAUAGUAGCUCGAGAAAUUUAAACAACUGUUUAGAAGGUUUCGUGCUGGCAAAAAAUAAAUUAGAAUUGAAAAAAGUCUUCCCACCUCCGGAAUUGCCCAAGAAUUUCGUGCCUGUGCAUACAAUUAGAAAAAGUAGAUUUUACCCACCAAUCGAAAAUGUUCCUCGUAGAACGGAGAAUGGAAAACGCAAAGAUCUCACAGCUGCGGAUAGAGCCAAAAUUUUGGAAGAUACAUAUAAUACAAAAAAACCAUUUGAAACGCAUCCGAAUUUGGUACCAUCUGUGGCUUCUAAUAUCAUCUCGAAAACGUUAAAUUUACAUGGGAAACAGCAAACGGAAGAAAGACAGAAAGAAGAAAAUCAACGUACCAAAGCAGCUGUAUCAUGGAUGGAAAAACUAACUGCCCAAAGUUUUGUUAAAGGAGGCACCGUUGGUUCCAGUAAAGAUUCUGAUGGAAAUUUAAAAAAAUUAGAAGAAUUCAAGGAUUCUUCGACGACCUCUGAUAAACAAAAUAAAUUGCGUCAAGAUAACGUUGUGAAACCAUAUUUUUCUGACUCUGGUAAACAAAGACGAUUUGAGCAAUAUUUAGUCUUUGUAAAAGAGGGAGAGAAAAAUAAGCUCGAAAGUAUACAGCCAUUGUCUAUGACAGAAUGGGAUAGAGAACAUGAACGAAUUGAAUUUGAGCAAGCAAUCAAACUGUUUGAACAACCGACGAAUGAGUAUGUUGCGAAUAAAUUUACAAGUGCUUCUGAUCCCAGUAGAUCGGACGUUUUUGCACAGUCUAGUCAAGAAGAUGAAAUUAAACAGGCUGUAAAGAUGAAAAUGUUUGGGAAAUUAACUCGAGAACAUGUGGAAUGGAAGCCAGCCAGCAUAGUUUGUAAAAGGUUUAAUAUUCCAGAACCAAAGGUUGGUUGUGCUCAGCCAGAGAUGCAAAAAAGAUCGGCAAAGUUUUCGAUCUUCGAUUCUCUCGAUUUUAAUAAUUCCGUGAAAUUUUUGCGAGCGUCGAAGGAAAUAAAUGAUGUUAGUACGUCAUCAAAUGUUAGUGAAAAUACUGACAAAAAUAUGCUUGAUAAUACAGAAAAACACAUUAUUGACAAUACGGAUUCAAAUGUUAAAGAGACGAGUGAUGAUAUAUUUUCCCACAAUCAUGAAACUAUCGAACUUGUAUCAGAGAAGAUGAGAAAUUUCGAAGUCUCUUACGAGAAAGUUUUCGGAAAGGAAGUUUCAGAAACAUCCUUAAAAACAGAUUCAAAUAGAACAACAGAUACAGAAACUAUGAAUCAACAGGAAAGUCAAAAAAAUAUCAGUUCCACAAUGAAAACCUCUACGUCAAAAAGUAAAUCAGAAGAAAAAAAAGAUCUUUUUAAAUCAAUUUUCUUAAGCAGUAGCGAAGAAUCCGAUUCAGAGUCAAACGAAAGCUUAGACAGCGAGGCCGUAAAAUCGGUUUUGAUCGGUAAAGUCCCAAGUGAGGUAAAUGUAAAUAGAAACACCUCUCCACCACGGGGAAUUUUUGCAAAAGUGGAUCUGGAUAGUUUAGUUAACAAUACAAAAAGUAACGUGCAAUUGGAUGAGACAACGAGCAAAGAGAAAGAUGUUGUGAACACAGUAAAUUCUGAAUUAGAAACUGAAUCCCAACAAGAUAAUUCUAAUUCAAAUCUUUCGGAGACUCAAUUGUUAUCGAAUAUGUACGGGCCUGUUCUUCCUUCGAGAUUAUUAAAAACUGAAAGUAAAACCGCAGAACCGUCUAGUUCUCAAAUGUUAAAGCCUGUAUUUAAAAGUGUCGUAGUACCGAAACCUAAAGUGGACUCUGAAAUGUGUGGUGUAUGGGUGGAACGGGAAAAAGUGAAGAAGUCAAAAAAGGAGAAGAAGAAGCACAAACACAAAGAACAUAAAAGUUCGAAACACAAGCGGAAAUCAAAAAAAGAAAAGCGUGCUUCGUAAUAUAAGAGAUUGGAGUUAACAAAUGCAGAAUGAACUCGAAGCUCAAAGUUAGACAGUGACCUUUGUAUCCUUCGAAUUCCGAAAAUGUUCAAUCAUGAUUACGGUGAGUAAUUUCAAUGAUCACGAUUGCUUUUCGUUUCAUUUCUUUCCUUUUUAUACAUUGCACUCUGUACAUUACAUAUACGUAUGUGUAUAUAUUUUAUAAUGUUAUGUAAUUUCAUUUGUUUCUUGUGUCAAUUUGACAUAUUUCUCUUACAAGAUGUCACAUUGUAGAAGUAUCUUUAAUAUAUAUAUAUGUAC
This is a messenger RNA of Frieseomelitta varia, 3534 nucleotides long. RefSeq names its product G patch domain-containing protein 1 homolog. Bases 367 to 3234 code for a protein of 955 amino acids. The record is from RefSeq and is a predicted model, not a curated record. The transcript is spliced from 5 exons. Gene Ontology annotation, cellular component: nucleus. Gene Ontology annotation, biological process: mRNA processing. Lineage: Eukaryota; Metazoa; Arthropoda; Insecta; Hymenoptera; Apidae. Gene Ontology annotation, molecular function: RNA binding.